UGCACACCAAGGUGCAAUUGCUAGUUAAACAUCAAUUCGAAGACAAUUAAAUGGCCACAUGAUAUGCAAUAAUUUCGGGGAUUGAAAAGCGGCAAAUAGCUUUCGUGGCAGCCUCCCAUGUUGACCCGGACUGUUUGGUAAAUGAAUUGAAGUUUGGACCAAUUCAGAGGCUCAUUUAAAUGAUUAAAAAAUCCAUAUAGAAUCUUUUGAUUGGGCGCUUCAAAUUCUACCGUUUAGAUCCUCCUUCCCCACGCCGAAUAAUUGCUGCAAACGACGUAAGACGUGCGUCCAUUGCACCAACACGCUACCGAAUUCUCAAAAUUGAAUCUUUAGUUUUUUGGAUUGAACAAACAGUGCAGCAUUCCAUUGGCGGCACCUCCAGAUCUGAAUUGGGCAAAACUUCUUGCCCACUCAGAUUGCAGAAAAGCCCCUGAAUGAAUGGGCGAAUCGUCGCAAACUGUAAGAGAUGGCGACGAAUUUGAAUUAAACGGCACAACCAAUGUUCUGCAGAUCGAAUCAACAGACUCGAAAUCGAAGAAGCUGAAGCUCGUUCCCUUGAUAUUCCUCAUCUAUUUCGAAGUUUCAGGUGGUCCCUUCGGCGAGGAGCCGGCCGUGAAAGCGGCGGGACCUCUGUUAGCCUUGCUAGGGUUUAUAAUAUUCCCGUUUGUAUGGAGCAUACCAGAGGCUCUGGUAACGGCGGAGCUUGCGACGGCGUACCCGGGCAAUGGCGGGUACGUGGUGUGGGCAUGGGCGGCGUUUGGGCCGUUUUGGGGGUUUCUCAUGGGAUGGUGGAAAUGGGUGAGUGGCGUAAUCAAUAACGCCGCUUACCCUGCCCUCUGCGUCGAUUACCUCAAGAUCAUCUUCACGGCCUUUAGCGGCGGUCCCGUCAGAAGCGUAGCGAUCUUGCUAUACACAAUUGCCCUCAGCUACUUGAAUUUCAUGGGGCUUAGCAUAGUCGGCUGGACAGCCGUUACGCUAGGGUUAGUAUCAUUGACGCCCUUUGUAUUAAUGUUUUUCUUCUCCAUUCCCAAGCUGAAACCCUCACGGUGGGGGGUUUCGCCCAGGGGUCAAAUGGACUGGUCGCUUUUCUUCAAUACGCUCUUCUGGAACCUCAAUUUCUGGGACAAUGCCAGUACGCUAGCUGGUGAGGUGGAAAAUCCGCAGCGGACUUUCCCCAGGGCACUGUUCUGUGCCGGGGUUUUGGCCUGCCUAGGGUAUAUUUUGCCUCUAAUGGCGGCCACUGGAGCCCUGGAGUUGAAACGAGGGUUUUGGACCGACGGCUACCUGGCCGAUGCGGCGGGGCUGAUUGCGGGAUCGUGGCUGAAGUACUGGGUCGAGCUCGGUGCCGUUUUGUCGACGGUAGGGCUUUUUGAAGCUCAGCUGAGCAGCGCUUCAUUUCAGCUUCUGGGUAUGGCGGAAAUAGGUCUCCUUCCCUCCGCCAUGGCCAAGCGCUCCUCUUAUAACACGCCGUUCCUGGGGAUUUUGAUCUCGGGGGGCUCCACGCUCCUUUUAUCGUACUUGAGCUUUACCACAAUCAUCUCGGCCGCCAAUUUUCUUUACAGUUGCGGGAUGCUGCUGGAAUUCACGUCUUUCCUGUGGCUGAGGCGCAAAUCUCCGGACCUGAAGAGGCCUUACAGGGUUCCCGCGGGAAUACCUGGGCUGAUCUGCAUGUGUGCUGUGCCCGUUGCGUUUCUCAUCUUUGUCAUGACUUUGGCUGAUUUGGCUGUCUAUGUACUCAGCUUUUCUGUUACACUGGUGGGAGUUUUGGGCUAUUUUGUUAUGAAGGCCUGCAAGAAGAGGAAUUGGAUUGAUUUCGCUGAGAAAAUCGGGGAGAGUGGGAAUGAGAAUCGAACCGAUGACCAGACCGAGUUCGAUGGUCUCCUGCAUGCGGGCUCAAAGCCUUCACAUAGGUAGUGCCCCAAAUUGAAAACGUAUGCUCAAAUUGAUUUUUUUAGAGUGGUCUAUCAAUAAAAAUGUAUCAUUUUAAUGCUAAGUAUAAGAUCUUAAGGUCUAUUUUAUAA
Cryptomeria japonica (Japanese cedar) is the source of this 2021-nucleotide messenger RNA. RefSeq names its product probable polyamine transporter At3g13620. The record is from RefSeq and is a predicted model, not a curated record. Gene Ontology annotation, cellular component: membrane. Gene Ontology annotation, molecular function: transmembrane transporter activity. NCBI's taxonomy places the organism in Eukaryota, Viridiplantae, Streptophyta, Pinopsida, Cupressales, Cupressaceae. The transcript has a single exon. The coding region runs from base 439 to 1914 and encodes 491 amino acids. Gene Ontology annotation, biological process: transmembrane transport.